This is a messenger RNA of Penicillium malachiteum, 1161 nucleotides long. RefSeq names its product sugar phosphate isomerase/epimerase family protein. NCBI's taxonomy places the organism in Eukaryota, Fungi, Ascomycota, Eurotiomycetes, Eurotiales, Aspergillaceae. The record is from RefSeq and is a predicted model, not a curated record. The transcript has a single exon. The coding region runs from base 1 to 1161 and encodes 386 amino acids.
AUGCCUACUUCUCAAUGGCCUCCAGCACAACAAAAUGAUUUUGGCAUUGCGACAUUGUCUCUCGGCAACUGGCGACAUCACACGCUCACUCCACGACUUGAAGCAGCCGCCAAAGCCGGCUACCAAUGGAUUGAUCUAUUCGAUGAGUGUUGGGCUGCUUACCUAGUUGAAAAUGGUAUUUCUGGGGAUCAACUUUGGGAACCUACUCCGGAUAACCUACGUGUGGCUCGUCAGUUGGGUGAACUUGUGAAGUCCCUUGGAAUGCGUAUUGCAUGCACACAGCCUCUCCGCACUAUCGAAGGUAUUAAGGACCCCGUGGAGCGACAAGCAACGUUGGAUCUAGUUGCCAAGCGCUUCCCUUUCAUGCGCGCCUUUGAUACCGACCUCGUUUUCAUGUGUGCCAAUAUUCGUACGGACAGUGGUGUUACUUCGGACCUCAAGGUUGUCGCGAAAGACCUGGCUGAACUGGGUGACAUGGCUGCUGCUUUCGCGCGUGCAGAUGGAGGUCCGAUGCUUAAGAUUGGAUAUGAAGGGCUUUCGUGGGCUACAAGGAAUACAUGGUCGUCUUCGUGGGAGGUCGUACGAUUCGCAAAUCGUUCAAAUGUUGGGUUGAUUGUGGAUGCGUUUAAUGUCCUUGCUGUUGAAUUUGCGGAUCCAUAUAAUCCUGAAGGACAUGGUCGCAUCUAUCCAACUCUGGAGGAGUCUCUUGAAAUCUUGACAGACUCCAUGGCAUCAUUGGCAAACUCUGUACCAGGUGACCGGAUUUUCUUCUUCCAAUGCGGCGAUGCGGAACUUAUGAGCCCAUCAACUUUUCUGCCUCCAGAUGAUCCCAGUGUUCCGGCUCUUCUCCCUUGGUCAAGAAGUCAUCGACUUUAUCCCCUUGAACAAUCUCGUGGCGCUUAUAUGCCUGCGGAGCUUGUUACUGCCGCUGUACUGGCCACAGGGUACAAAGGUCCCAUCUCAUUGGAAGUGUUCAACGCAUCUUUGAAUGUGCCAGGAGAUGACAUCGCAACAACACAUGCUUUUCGAGGGAUGGAAGGAUUGAAGAAGCUCUUUAACGCAUCAACGAGACUUGCUCCAUUCUGGAAAGACCCUGAAUCCGUUCGGAAAGCCAUUUCUCAGGUUACUCAACGACUGAAGACAACCAGCCCGCAAUUAUAA